GUUGCACUGUAUGAGCUUAUCGCCCUUGCGACGGAGGUCAUGGACAUGUCCAUCGCUCAGCUCACAUCUCAACCCAAAGUCUGUGAAUCGCUCGUGCAGCGGGUCCAGGCGAUAGGGAAAGCAUGGGAAGAGCACCCUGAUUGGCAUGGUCGCAACUGGUAUGUACAGGUGCUAUUGGCCGUUGCCAGUCUCAGCCGUGUCGUGGAGUGGUGGGAGGCGGAGAAGCAGUUUUGGAACUUCGACGAUAACGAGCGCGAAGAGGAUGAGCCUCUGACGUUCGUAUUGAAGCCGACUCAGGAGGAGGAGAAGCUUGCUUCCGUUGCGCCUAGUCCACAGAAGGAGGGUCAAGUCCCUGAAGCUAGUGCAUUCAAGUUGUCUCCGGAUGACGAAGCUAAGCUACGGAUGUCACGCACGACUAGCUACGGCAGAAGGUCCCGAGACGAAGCUACGAAGGAUAUUUCGUCUGUCACGACGCCUUCCAAGGACCACGAGCGCGGUGCCUCUACUUCCAAGACUCACGAAAUCACCGAAUCUGCUCGUGUCCUUGCCACUGAACGAUUGCGGUUGCAGGCGGAAUUGGCACAAAAUCGCAACAUUGUGCUGGAGCUAGACCUCGACGGUGAUCAUAUACAAUGGAUUAACUAUGCCUGGAGGACAGUAGUGGGUUCGGAUCCGGAAGAGCUAUUCGAGUCUCGAAUAUCUCGGUUGCUCGCUCCGUCUGAUUGGGCUGUGUUCAAAGAGGCAACUCGGCGGCUACAAGAAGACGACUCCCAUACUGUCUCGGUUACUUUCAAGUUGCAGGUGCAGCCGGAGGAAGACCGAGAUGGUGCCUCUGGCGUCCUGUACCAGCAGAUGGAGGGUCAAGGUAUGCUUAUCGUGGACCGCGAGGAAGGUCGAGCUACGCACACGAUGUGGGUAAUUAAGCCUGUUGGACCUCCUCAGUGGCAACAUACUCCUUCGAUCACUCUGGAGACUGGCGAAGUCGGCGACGAGCCGCUGCCUCCUGAGACGCUCAAGGACUUUGAUGAGCGUGGUACGUUCGAACCGGCAACACCCUUCCCUCCCGUACGGCCAAUCAAUGCGACUCCUAUAUUGUGCCGUAUUUGCGAGUGCAAUAUUCCUCAGUGGUUCUUUGAGAAGCACAACGAGACCUGCAGUGAAGUCCAUCGUCUGGAAGCGGAGAUUGCAGAAUGCAACGAGUCUAUCAUGGAGCUCCGGAAUACAAUCCGGGAGCUGCUAAACGGUGUGGAGCGCUCCUCGCCUAGCACUCCUCCCGAAUAUCGUGGCAUGCCCCUCUUUUCACCUUCAUCAUCUCCUGUUUCCCAUUCUCCAUUGAUGCUGUUCCGCGGGCCCUUGGCUAGCAAGAUGCAGCGGAUGGGGGUCAAGAAGAUGCAGCGCCGCGUUCUCGAGCAGCUUGAAGAUAUCCUACAAGUCGCGUCCGAGAUCUCCGUCCCUGCGUUAAAAGAAGAGGAGCAGAAAGAGCCUAUUGAACGGCAGCGUCUACUUUCGCCUACUUCUGAGCGCAAGAUGACGCAAGUCCGUACUUGGUGCAGACCUUCGACCCAAGAUGCGGCUCUAUGCCAGCUCAUUGAAGAUGCCGAGAGAGUCAUGCGCCAGAAGACGGAUAACGUCGUUCGGCUGCAGAACACCAUCAAGUACUCUGAGAAGAUACGGCAGGAGUGGGAGGAGAAGAUUGAAAUGACUCUCACUUCAGUGGAUGAAGUAGAGGCUGAAGGCGGAGAGGACGACGAGCAAGAGGAAGGACAGCGAAGCGGGGACCAUUCGAGCACUACCUCAGAAUACGCUUUCCAGGGCGAUGAGCCUUCAUCGGACCCUACACCGGUCGCUCCAGCCUCCCCAGCUCCUUCAGGUAGGCCACAGGCAAGUGAAAGCCGGUCAACACAAGAGACCAUAACUACCAUCGCGCCCAGCCCUGUGCCGGCUUAUGUGCCCCCGAUCUUUGGCCAGAUGUUCACUCGGUCCUCUACUCCGUCUUCCAUCUCCUCUCCUCUGGCUCUGGCUGCACCCAUAGUAGCAAACAUGUCUCCUGAAGACACGCCGCCUCCCAUUGACCUAAACGAGGAAGCAAUUCAGACGGUGAAGAAGAAAAAGUCAGCCCAGAACCUCGAGCCGAAACCACAGGAUACACCUCCUUUGUCGCCCAUGCUCUCGCCUCGGGAGACACCGGCUUUGCAACGUUCUCGCCGGAGGCAUUCAACCGCCCAGCCGAUACUGAGCCCAACAUCUUCAGCUCCUGGACCACUCUCUCCCCGACUGCCUUCCGUAGCGCCCUUGUCGAGAAGUAACCCCACGUCUAUCAAGGACUUCGACAUCAUCAAGCCUAUCAGCAAGGGUGCUUUCGGGUCCGUGUUCUUAGCGAAGAAGAAAGUUACCGGAGACUAUUACGCGAUCAAGGUCCUGAAGAAAGCUGACAUGAUUGCGAAGAAUCAGAUCACCAACGUUAAGGCGGAGCGGAUGAUUCUUAUGAAGCAGGCGGAAUCGCCGUUCGUCGCUAAACUAUUCUUCACUUUCCAGAGCAAGGAGAACCUGUAUCUCGUCAUGGAAUAUCUCAACGGUGGGGAUUGUGCAGCGUUGCUGAAGUCUCUCGGUUCAUUGCCAGAGGAGUGGGCGAAGAACUAUGUCGCCGAAGUCGUGCUUGCGCUGGAGUAUCUCCAUAACCAAGGGAUUGUGCAUCGAGACUUGAAGCCCGAUAAUCUCCUGAUUGAUCAACACGGGCACCUCAAGCUCACCGAUUUCGGUUUGAGCAGGAUUGGUCUUCUUGGUCGGCAAACCCGAGAGGGGCAGUACCUCCUUGAGCGGGGCAUGCGUUCGCGAGGCGCAAGGCACAGCCCUGGUUCGCGGCCUCCGUCCAUGGAUGCCGCGUACUUGUCUUCGCCAUUAACCUCGGCAGAUCUCUUCACGGGAGGUUCGUACUUCAGCCAGAGGAUACAUCCCGUUCCUCGACCAGCCGCCAGCCCUUACAUACCUUCACCAGAUGAUAUCAGCGAAUCCAGUGGCUCUGAGUCUCUUGGAUUCUCGCGCAGGAACGGCAAUAGGGGCAAUGACAGCCCAUUGCAAUCAUUCGCUGCCGAGUUGACAACCGACCUCCGGUCGCAUUCUGGAGUCAAUACUCCUCCGGGCGAACAGAAGUUUGUGGGUACGCCGGACUAUUUGGCUCCCGAGACCAUCUUAGGUCUCCGUGGAGACGACGCUGCUGUCGAUUGGUGGGCGUUAGGCGUCAUUACCUACGAGUUCCUCUACGGUAUCCCGCCUUUCCAUGCGGAGACUCCCGAGAAAGUAUUCGAGAAUAUCCUGUCAGGCCAUAUAGAAUGGCAUGAAGAUUGGAUCGAAUUCUCCGAAGAAGCCCGUGACUUCAUGGAAAGGUUAUUGACCCUCGAUCCGUCUCGCCGACUGGGAGCAAACGGUGCCGAGGAGGUGAAGAGGCACCCGUGGUUCCAUGAUAUCGAAUGGGACAAAGUCACUUCUUCAGAGGCCGCGUUCAUCCCUCAGGUGACGGACCCGGAGUCGACCGACUACUUUGACCCUCGGGGCGCCAUUCCUGCGUUGUUCCACGACGAGGAAGCGGUUGCUGUCUCUGGCCAGCCUUCCUCCGAGAGUCCUGCCGUAAGCCCUGAACCUGGCACUCACUCCACGACAGCUCCAGUGCCUAUCAUGGGUAACCGAGAAUUGACAACCCCUCCCGACGAGGAUUUCGGGGCAUUUAGUUUCAAGAACCUCCCCGUGCUCAAGCAGGCCAACGACGAAGUCAUCCGGAAGCUGCGGUCGGAUCAGAUGGCUCCGCUAUCGCACACCCUUUCUGACCCGACGAACAUACACUCGCGCAAACGGAGUAUAUCGCAACGCAUCAAGAAACCUCCCUCUGUCGUGACCGCUCUAGACACCAAGAACAUGCCGACGAGUCCCCCGUCCCCGGCAACUUCAACAUCUUCCAUCGCGUCCUCACCGUCGCGAGGAAGCGUUCUCCCCUCAACUUCAGGAUCCGGGACGCAUGCUCGCAAACCGUCGGAGUACACGACAGUGGAACGCUUCAAGCUCAAUCAUUGGGAUGGCGAUGGCCUACGUCGGAACUCUAUGCCCAGCCGUCUGCGGACAGCAUCGGUAUCCAGCGGCGGCGACGGUUCAGUGAUUUCGGAAGCGUGUCAAUCCUCUGGUGGGCAGUCGUCUACUCAGUACGAGGCUACGACGCCGCCGUCCUCUGUAGCUUCGAUGGAUCUCAAACAAUCAUCCGUCGACUUGAAGAGAGCGCCGGACCCUAAUGAUCGGGCGGUCACUUGCUUGGUGGUGGACGAUAAUCCAAUCACGGCCAAGAUCAUCGAGACUCUGUUGAUCCGCUUGGGAUGUCGGUGUUACGUCGUGGCUGAUGGGUCCGAAGCUAUCAGUGUCGCUAUGGGUGACAUAAAGUUUGAUUGCAUUCUCAUGGAUUUGCACAUGCCUGUCUUGGACGGCGAGGGCGCUGCUCGCUAUAUCAAGAGUACAAACGGGAAAAAUACAACUACUCCCAUAAUCGCGGUCAGUGCUUACAGCGGGAACGAGCCACAUGAGCCAAACCACCUAUUCGCCGCCUAUCUCUCCAAACCUGUCCAGAAAGCCGAUCUCCUUGCUGUAAUGCGACAAGUGGGUUUCAAAACCUCCACUGUGCAGGAGGGGGGACCUCGAGCCACCAAGGUAACCCCUGGCACGCAACCUUCCUGAUUCACGACGUCCGUUCUUUAUUUUUCUGUUCAUGCAAAUCAUAUUUUUUCCUGACUGCAAUUGCUCAUGACACACACUUAUGAUCGUUUCAUUUCUAUCGGCAUUCUCUCGCAUCUGCAUAUUUUCUUACCUGUCCACAUCCAACCUCUGCAUACAUACUUCCCUUGCAUUUGUACGUUAGACUAUUGUGUCAUUAUCACAUACUGCGGUUCGGUCGGCAUCUC
This is a messenger RNA of Gloeophyllum trabeum ATCC 11539, 4937 nucleotides long. RefSeq names its product kinase-like protein. Gene Ontology annotation, molecular function: ATP binding; protein serine/threonine kinase activity. Bases 40 to 4713 code for a protein of 1557 amino acids. NCBI's taxonomy places the organism in Eukaryota, Fungi, Basidiomycota, Agaricomycetes, Gloeophyllales, Gloeophyllaceae. Gene Ontology annotation, biological process: peptidyl-serine phosphorylation; phosphorelay signal transduction system. The transcript has 6 exons. The record is from RefSeq and is a predicted model, not a curated record. Gene Ontology annotation, cellular component: cytoplasm; nucleus.